GGAAGUGACGAUAGCGGAAAUACAAGGGACGGUCAGAGAAGUUCGGAGAACACCGAGCUUAAGCGUUCUUCGCGUGCUUGAGAGACAAGUAGGGGGCAAAGAUGUCGGAGCGAAAAGUUUUAAACAAAUACUACCCGCCCGACUUUGACCCGUCAAAGAUCCCCAAACUCAAGCUCCCCAAGGAUCGGCAGUACGUGGUGCGGCUGAUGGCUCCCUUCAACAUGAGGUGUAAGACGUGCGGAGAGUACAUCUACAAGGGCAAGAAGUUCAAUGCGCGCAAGGAGACGGUGCAGAAUGAGGCCUACCUGGGCCUGCCCAUCUUCCGCUUCUACAUCAAGUGCACGCGGUGCCUGGCAGAGAUCACCUUCAAGACGGACCCCGAGAACACCGACUACACCAUGGAGCACGGAGCCACACGGAACUUCCAGGCGGAAAAGCUCCUGGAGGAGGAGGAGAAGAGGGUACAGAAGGAGCGGGAGGACGAGGAGCUCAACAACCCCAUGAAGGUGCUGGAGAACCGGACCAAGGACUCGAAGCUGGAGAUGGAGGUUCUGGAGAACCUGCAGGAGCUCAAGGACCUGAACCAGCGGCAGGCCCACGUGGACUUCGAGGCCAUGCUGCGGCAGCACCGGCUGUCGGAGGACGAGCGGCAGAAGCAGGAACAAGAGGAGGACGAGCGGGAGACAGCGGCCCUGGUGGAGGAGGCGCGCAGACGCCGGCUGCUGGAGGACUCUGACUCGGAGGAGGAGGCAGCGGCUCCUGCCCCACCGCGGCUGGCCCUCCGGCCCAGGCCCACCGCCAUCCUGGAGGAGGCCCCAAAAGCCAAGAGGAAGGCGGAAAGCUGGGAACGGAGUGUCGGCACCCUUGACAGCAGGCCCCAGCUGUCGGGCCUAGUCGUGGUGAAGAAAACAGACCUGGGUUGCAGCACCCGGCAGGGCCUGGCUUCGCCCACCUCGCAGGGUCAAGGUCCCGCGUCCAGAGCACCAGCCAGAGCCACGCAUGACUGGACGAACCCAGAGGUCCUCUGCGGCAGGCAGGGCCAGCAAGGGCUUCGACCAAGGGACUCGGUUUCUGUCCUCUCCCCCCACCUGCCGGACCUUGGGGACCCCAGCUGACACUGCCGCCCUCCUGGCCCUCCGUUUGGGGCCGUGGCAUCCCUGGGAGAGCUCCCGGCUCCCGGCAGGCCUCUCUGGUCCUCACAACGUGGCUAAUCCGGCCUCUUGGCUCUGGGAAGCUGAGAGACGGUAAAGGUCCAUUGAU
This is a messenger RNA of Lontra canadensis (Northern American river otter), 1260 nucleotides long. RefSeq names its product YJU2 splicing factor homolog (gene YJU2). NCBI's taxonomy places the organism in Eukaryota, Metazoa, Chordata, Mammalia, Carnivora, Mustelidae. Gene Ontology annotation, cellular component: U2-type catalytic step 1 spliceosome. The transcript has 8 exons. The record is from RefSeq and is a predicted model, not a curated record. Gene Ontology annotation, biological process: mRNA splicing, via spliceosome. The coding region runs from base 102 to 1115 and encodes 337 amino acids.